This is a messenger RNA of Strongylocentrotus purpuratus (purple sea urchin), 2152 nucleotides long. Its product is annotated as atrial natriuretic peptide receptor 3-like. The record is from RefSeq and is a predicted model, not a curated record. The coding region runs from base 302 to 1144 and encodes 280 amino acids. The transcript has a single exon. Gene Ontology annotation, molecular function: signaling receptor activity; peptide hormone binding. NCBI's taxonomy places the organism in Eukaryota, Metazoa, Echinodermata, Echinoidea, Camarodonta, Strongylocentrotidae.
UCUAUUUGUAUCCUCCCUUCCUAUCCAUUUCUGCUAGUUGUAUUUUCUCUCGAUAUCGAUCAGUGUCUGAUAUACAAGACUUAUUUCGAGCUCAUCUGUUGGUUGUGCUGGGAGUUAAGUUGUUAUACGCCCUCAUGUGCCUGGCUUGCUACAAUCCAAUCUACUUUUCCACUAUUAAACCUUUCUGUGAACGGGGGAGAUCAUUUAUUUCAAUGUCACACGAGACAUUUCUCUGCAAUACUGCUUCACAUGUUUUGAUUUUAUCCACAUUGUAUUUUAUCUGAAGGAAAAGGAAUACACGAUGAUGGAAUUGAAGGCUUUGAUUUUUCCUUGGCUCCUUGUUGAUAUCAAGCUUUUCGUCUUUUUUGUUGUCCUGUUAAACGUGAAUCUAUCUGUUUCUAGAUCUCUACCACCGGAUGAGCCUAUUAACAUUGCUAUUAUGUUACCGAGGUAUCCUUUACCGUCUACCCGAGGUUCGAAGCCCUGGUUGGUCGCUGGAAGACAUUACCCUUAUCACCUUCAGAUGGUGGUGCCAGCUAUGCGUAUUGCUCUGGAAAAAGUCAAGAAUACGACACUCGUCGUUCCUAAUAACAUAAGCUUGAUUGUCGACGAUACUGAAUGCUGGUUGAACACUGCCCAAUUCGCCGCUAUUGAUAUGAUGUAUAUCCACAAAGUGAUGGCCUUCUUUGGACCGGUGUGCGAGUACGCCUUGGCCCCGGUUGGUAGAUUCUCGACCAGAUGGAAUCUACCCCUCAUCACAGCUGGAGGGCAAGCAUCAGGUUAUGAUGACUUUGACCAGUAUAAACUGAUCACCAACCUAAAGCCACCACACCGUAAACUUGCCCACUUCGUGGCCGCCCUAUGGAAGAUCUAUGAGUGGAAGAGAGGGGUAAUAGUCUUCCACGACGGUGACGCCCACAUCAAGGAUGAAGUCUUUAUGGCUGGUGGUGUGUAUGACAUGUUGGAGAAGGCCAGUGGGGGAGGGUACGGGUUGAACUUGACGUUUCAACCUUUUAAUGAAUUCGACUACAGUGAUGAGAGAUACGUCGAACUGUUAGAGAGGGAUGUGACGCCUUAUACCCGCGGUGAGUAUAGUAAUCGAUAUGUUCUGUCUGACCGGUUACUAAGUAUAAAGCCGUCGUAGACCACACUUUAUCAAUCCUCUCUUCUUUGGCAACAGUUAUGAUAACAUGUUGAUGCGAAACAUUACAAAAUAUGACAAAUUACAUUCCGUUGUUUACGUUUCUGUGUCUCGUGUUUCAAUUAGCCAUAUUCUACCGCAAUGACACCCGAUAUUCUUGGCGUCAUGGAUAAUACGAUAUGGGAUAUGAGUUCUUUAUUAACGCGUACUCUGGAAAAUAAACAGCGCGGGAAAUAUACCCAUACCUUCUCAAUCUUGCAAAAAUACAUUGAGUGAAAAACGCUGUGAAACCUUUUCUUGUGUCCACAAACCCUAAUAUUGCGUCCGUAUAGCUGGAGGAAACAAUAAUAUAAAAAAGUCAGAGAAACUCAAUCAUCUCGAUUACUACGAAUCCUUUCGAGAAAUCUAGCAUCGGAGUAAAGGCUCGUUUUUAAUGAAUAUAAAUGAAGUCGUUUGGGUAUUACCAUGAUGAAUAUUUCAAGUAUAUCCGCAAUCAUGGGAGACUAACGAAAAACAUUAUUUCCAUAACCACAUCCAUAAUAUUCUUUCUUUCCAUCGUCACAUUAGAUGAUGCUCAUCAAUUCCAAGAAAUAAAAAAAUAGGCCAAUAUAUUUUGAUUCUGAUCACUAUCAAUUCGUUUUGCUACAUGAGUAUUUUAUCUCUACUUUGUUGUACCAAGAAUGUAUAAUCUCCCUCUCUUUCUCUCUCGUUAUUUGAGGUUCAUUCCAAUUCCUUUUUUCUAUCUCUAUCUGAAAAACGGGCACAUUUUAUACGGUGCGAUCCUGCUGAGAUUCUCUACGAUGCUUUGCGAUAACCUACGACGUAGCUCGUAAUUAAAGUAAAAUGAAAUUAUCUAAAAUCUCCAUGCCCGACACAACUUUGCUGCAAGAAUUCCCGGAUAUUUACGAAACUCUGCAGAGAAAAUAAGGCUACAAACACAUGCCAGUUGGUCCCCAAGCCCAAGACGUCAAAAAUCAUAUCUGAUUAAGAAAUUCCCUUCAAAAAAAAAAA